Molecule: messenger RNA, 823 nt
Organism: Jatropha curcas
Lineage: Eukaryota; Viridiplantae; Streptophyta; Magnoliopsida; Malpighiales; Euphorbiaceae
Source: RefSeq, a predicted model, not a curated record
AGGAAUGGAAAGAGAGAGGCGGGGAGUUUCAUAUUCAAACAGACAGCGAAAGACCUCGGAUACGCAAACUAGCCCCCACCAGACACCACCCAUUGUCUCAAUACCCAAACACAACAGACAUCAGAACCUCCUCUUCUUCCCUGUCUCGGCUUUCGUGCCAAUUUUUAAGCCCCCUGCCCCACUCUAUCUGCAGUCUGCACAAAAACCACCUUCACUUUCCUUAAACCCAAAACACAUUAUUAAGCUAAAGUUUGAAACUUUCUUUGUUUCUCCCUAUAAAACUAGGGUUUAUAGAGAUUUAAAGAUGUGCCCUUUACUUCUCCUUCUAGGUUCUGCUUCUCAUGGUCUUUCUCCCUUGCUACUGCAGUUCCAUGGGAACUGGUUUCUCCCCAAAAGGUUCAAAGACAAUGGUAAUGCAGUUGAAGAUUGUCAUCCCUUUGAACAUUGAACAACAAAUAUUACUUACUUUAAGGUACUGCAGAAUUUAUGAACUGAUAUAAUUAGACAUGAAGUAGGGAAUGAAGCCAUCGGUCCGUGUAGCAUAGGGUAAAUGUAUAAUAUUUUACAGUUCUUGUAAAAUUGUAGUGUGUUCUAAAAUUCUUUUAGCUGUUAGAAACAAUGUUUGCAAUUUCUAGUUUUAUUCGCACAUUUUUUUCGCGCUAUUAUCUAUUAAAUUCACACUCCUCUGUCUAUGAGCUGAGUGCAUGAUUCAAAGCUGAAUUAUUUUGUAAUAUUCUAUUUUCUAACCGAAUGAUUCUUAGAAUCUUCUUCAAAAUUGCUACAUUUUGAUUAUGCAAUGGCCCAAUUCAUAUCUGUUUGUGGA